Molecule: messenger RNA, 2036 nt
Organism: Scomber scombrus (Atlantic mackerel)
Lineage: Eukaryota; Metazoa; Chordata; Actinopteri; Scombriformes; Scombridae
Gene: xylb
Product: xylulokinase homolog (H. influenzae)
Biological process (GO): xylulose metabolic process; D-xylose metabolic process
Cellular component (GO): cytosol
Molecular function (GO): D-xylulokinase activity
Source: RefSeq, a predicted model, not a curated record
AGUGUGUUUCCUCCUCAUGGCUGCUGCUGCUGGUACUGGUGGUACUGGUGGUGGUACUGGUGGUACUGGUACUGGUGCUGGUGCUGUGUACCUGGGCUUUGACUUCAGCACUCAGCAGCUGAAGGUCGUGGCCAUCGAUGGAAACCUGAACGUGCUUCAUCAGAAUAAUGUUCAGUUUGACUCUGAGCUGCCUGAGUUCAGGACUCAGGGAGGAGUUCAUAUCCAACCUGACAGAUUGACCGUCACCUCACCUGUACUGAUGUGGGUCAAGGCUCUGGACCUGCUAUUGGACAAGAUGAAGAGGGCGGGGCUUGACUUCUCCCGGGUCAGAGCGCUGUCAGGCAGCGGCCAACAACAUGGCAGCGUGUUCUGGAAGAGAGGAGCAUCCCAAACACUCAGAGACCUCGACCCAGAACAGAGCCUGAACCAGCUGCUGCAGCACAGCUUCUCGGUCUCAGACUCUCCAGUGUGGAUGGACUCCAGCAGCACUCAGCAGUGUGCUGAUCUGCAGUCGGCAGCAGGAGGAGCUCAGAGUCUGGCAGAGAUCACCGGAUCCAGAGCUUACGAGCGAUUCACAGGAAACCAGAUCGCUAAGCUGCUGCAGAGCCGACCGGACCAGUACCAGGACUCUGAGAGGAUCUCAUUGGUCAGCAGCUUUGCAGCGUCGCUCUUCCUCGGUGGUUACGCCUCCAUCGACUACAGUGAUGGCUCCGGGAUGAAUCUUCUGGACAUCAGGAGCAGAACCUGGUCUAAGAUUUGUCUGGAAGCCACCGCUCCUCAUCUGGACCGACUGCUGGGAGAUCCACAACCCUCCACAGCUGUACUGGGUCGCGUCUCGCCUUAUUUCGUACGUCGGUUUGGUUUCUCUGAGAACUGCAGCGUGGUCGCUUUCACCGGAGAUAACCCAGCGUCUCUGGCAGGAAUGAGACUCCAGCAGGGAGACAUCGCUGUGAGUUUAGGAACCAGUGACACGGUGUUUCUGUGGAUCCAGCAGCCUCGGCCUGCGUUGGAGGGUCAUAUCUUCUGUAACCCAGUGGACUGGCAGCAGUUCAUGGCUCUGCUGUGCUUUAAGAACGGCUCGUUAACAAGAGAACGCAUCAGGAACGAGUGUGCUGGAGCAUCAUGGGAAGUUUUCUCCGCCGCCUUGAAAGAAACGCCGCUCGGAAACCACGGCAACAUCGGAUUGUAUUUUGACACCAUGGAGAUUACUCCUCCUGCUGUAGGAGUUCAUCGCUUCAACCAGGACGACAAAAAGGUGUCCUCACUGAGUCCUCAGGUGGAGGUGCGUGCUCUGGUGGAGGGUCAGUUUCUGUCUCGGAGGCUCCACGCUGAGAGUCUGGGAUACUCCAUCAUUCCAGGAACCAGAGUUUUGGCAACAGGAGGAGCUUCGUCUAAUAAAGAGAUCCUGCAGGUCUUGUCUGAUGUGUUUAACGCUCCGGUCUACACCAUCGAUCUGUCUAACUCUGCCUGUCUGGGAUCAGCAUACAGAGCUCUGCAUGGCCUGACAGCAGAAUCCGGAGUUUCCUUCUCUGAUGUCGUGAAGAACGCAGCGGAGCCGCAACUAGCUGCUAAACCUCAUCCUACUGCACAGGAGGAUAAUCAAAUUUAAAAAUACUGUAAAAUAACACAAAGGAUGUUAAUAUUGAGUUUCAGGAGUUAUUAAAGUUACAGAAGUUACAGCUUCAGUUUGCUGAUUAACUUCAAUAUAAACUCAAAUGAAGCAGUUUGUAGGAUCAGGCUGCAGGAAGAUGCUUCAGAGACUCAGUGGCGCCUCCUGGUGGCCGAAGUGGUUACAGCGCAUGUUACGUAAUCACAGCGUCCCUGGUUCGAAUCCGGACAGGAAGCUUUGCUGCAGGUCAUUUCUACUGUUUCCUGGUCGGCAAUCUCUGACAGAUACUAUCAAAAUUAAAGUUCUUUUAAAAGAUGGACAUUGGUUUAAUAACCCUGAUCCUGUUUGUCUGGUCCAGGUUUCACAUUCUCACAGAUAGAUGAUGGAAUUUUUAAUGUGUAAUUUCCAAUAAAAUAAAUGAUGAUCA